AAUACAAUACCAGAUACGCAGUUAGGGCUCAGUGCCGAAGAGAUCCAGCUACUUCGGCAAGGUCAGGCCGCGUUGGGAGGCGGCGCAGGUUCAGCAAGCUCUCGGGCCGCCAGCAGAGCUAGCAGCCAGGGCCUCUUGAUGCUAGACAGCUCAUCACUUUCAGCUCUGGGGCGAUACUUUGACCGAUUAAUGGCUGGCAUCGAGCAGAACAUCCGCUACCUCAGCGAGCAGGCCCAAAUGUUUACACAAGUUCAGUACGACCGAGCCGGUAACAUCAUUGAUGGCGCCGACGCCGAAAUCGCACGAUAUGCCGACAUCUUACGGCAACUCGACGAGCUCGAGGUUGAUUUCGAUAGGAUAGCCCAUAUUAAAGAAAUCGUCAAGGGAUACAGAUCAAGGGUUGAAACACUGGAAAAGGAUUUAGAGAGUAGCGGUGGCGGCUCGUCAAAUCGACACAAACAU
Trichoderma atroviride IMI 206040 is the source of this 462-nucleotide messenger RNA. RefSeq lists its product as uncharacterized. The record is from RefSeq and is a predicted model, not a curated record. Gene Ontology annotation, cellular component: BLOC-1 complex. Lineage: Eukaryota; Fungi; Ascomycota; Sordariomycetes; Hypocreales; Hypocreaceae. Gene Ontology annotation, biological process: endosome organization.